GAUGUAUUUUGAGGUCCCUUAGGGGACUGCAGGGACUUGUGGGAAGAUGACCUGAUUUCUAAUUUUCUCCUCUCCUGCCUCGGCUGUCGGCUAGUCGCCGCUACAAACAGAAGCCCAUGAAAGGAGUGUGACAAUAUGUGUCGCCCCGGAUCUAUUUGGAUUAUGGCCUCGCUUCUUGCGUAAAACUGGAUUUUGUUCGUCAUUUUUCAUGGACGCAGCCGUGACUGUGAUUCUCCUUCAAUAGAUUCAGGUGAGUAGUCAUGGCUAACAUGCAGCAAGAAUACCCCGGGGUCCUUCUGGGGAUCCUGGAGGAACUGGCCAAUAUGCGCCACGUGCUGACCUUUCAAGACCUUUGUCGCAUGGUCAGCACACGCUUUGACCUGGAGCACCUCAUCGAGCUCAGGAGUUUGCUUUUUGCUGCUGCCAGCCGGGACCCCUGUUUUCCAGCUACUCUGUUCAGAGACCGGGUUUCCGCCAGAGGCCAGGGACUAUCACCCAUAGGUGUCGCUGCUGACAUUGUAACUAUCUUCAAUCUUAUUCAGAUGACGGGUGGAGCCCCUGAUGACAGUCAACCAAUGAGAACCCAGACGGUCCUCCCCGUUGACCAGUCCCCAGGCCCCAGUCUGCCUGGAAUCCACCAGCUGAACAUUUAUGGUCGAGAGAGAGCACGUGCCCAUUCUGACUCCAGUGGCAGGCCUAUCGAUCAGCACUUGCUGUUUCCAAGAUCUAAUUACUCUGCCCGCAAGCGAGGAAGUCUUCCCCCUGAUCCUAUCUCACUUGUGUCCUCCCCUCCAAUCAGGGCGAGGGCUGUGUCUUUUGACUUGCCUCACACAACACUUUUGUACCCUAGUGGUCAAAUCCCUAACGAAGUAAUGAAGAAUCUCUACCUGCCUUUGGAAACGGACAGUGAAUCUAGUGGAGAUUCUGCGCCUAUGGAGGUGUUUGAACCUGAACCAGGAUCAUCUGUCGACCAGAAAAGAAACGUCUUUAGGAAGGACUUCCAUAACCAGCCACCACUUAUACCCCAGGUGACCAUUAGCAGUGAGUCUCCCAGUCCCAGCAAGAAAGGCUUUGACAAUCACAGCUUUGAAAUUAUCCCAAAUCCUUACCCAUCACCUAUAACGGUCCACCAAUCUCCAGAGCAGCGACCUAAACAUGGGAGCCUUGAUGACCUACAGGACUCAACUUACUUUGGACCUGGAUCAGUCCCAGAUUGGUCUCCCCGGCACCUUCAACCUCCUAAGAUUCCGAGACCUCACUGGACCAGCAAGAGUCAUAGUCUAGAGGAUCGGAUAGGCCUGGGCAGCAUUGGAUUGGAGAUGGAAUCACAAGGUGGGCAACUUCCAAGACGAUCAACCCCUGCUAUCAGCAGUUUGGGGGAGUCCUCAGGUGGUGAGAGUGGUGAUAGUGGAUUGCCAAGUGGAGGUGAUGUAGUCAAGGCUCAGGCAACCCAGACAGACCCACCGGACCCCCGGCGUCUCCGCAGCCUGGUCCACGCUGAUCGUCUCUCCUUCAUGACCUCAUUAGACGACCCCGAGUUUGGUGAGGAUGACAUCAGUGCCAUCUUUCGUUUCUUAGAUGACAUAAGUAUGUGCGGUUCCACGGGAGUCCUGCAUCCCAGCGAUGGAACAGGGGCUAUUAACCAAGACACCCCUGAGGCCAGACGUGGCCGCCUAGGUCAACUACAAAGGCUUUUCCACUCUCUAGAAAGCAGUGAUGAUGGGCUCAAAGCCAGUGUAUGUAAGCUGCUGCUUCGUAUGAGCCAGAUAGAAAGACAACUGGAGUCACUAAAUGAUGUAAAGUCUGAAAUUUCUCAGGUGCUGUCUGCUCUGCAGCGACUAGAUGAAAAGAUCCAGCAGCCUAUCAGUGCUGGUGGGCAAGGGACCAGCGGGCGAUGGCUGGAGCCUCUCAGUGGUGUCUCCUCCUUUAUGAGCCACCCUUUAACCCCUUCUGAAUCAUCAGAACCACAGCCUCUAUCGUCAUCUGGGCAUCUGUUUCCAGGGACCAGCACAAGUAGUCUGGACUGGAACCGAUGGAACACUCCUGUGGAGCAAACAGAGAGCAGCAAAAGUCAGAGUGAUUCAAAAGGGAAGAAAGAGGGCAAGAAGGAUGCAGCGUCUCGGCGUGUCUCCAAAACUCAGCCUGAAGAGAAAAAUGUCUCUGAUACGAAACAGUUGAAUGUCUCUAACUCUGCAAGAGACUGGACAGUGUCAUUCUCGAAAAAUAAAGAUAGCAAAGUUUCACAUGGACAGGCAGAUCAGUCAGGCAGCACAACUAACCUACUCUCGCAAAAGUCCUCCAGCCUGGUGGAUCAAGUGUUUAAUUCGUCCUUGUUCCGCAACAAAGACAGCAGUCUGACAGGUGGACUAACCUCUGGGAAGAUCAUUGACCCCAGAUUGGAUGAGGGGAGAGGAAGGCCCAUAUGGACUGUAGACGACAGAGAGGCACGAGUCACCCCUUUGGAUUUACAGGCCCAGGAGUCUAUGAACCCCAACAACAUGGAGUUCUGGAUGGAUGACAUCUACACUCCAGGCUAUGAUGGUCUACUCAGGCGUAAAGAGGCUGACCUCCGUCGGGCCAAGGUCUGCAAGCUGAUUGCACUCAUUGGCAGUGCAGUGGCUAUCAUUCUCAUCAUUGUCAUUCCCAUUUGCACCGUGGGGUCAUAAAGAUCCUUACAGAAAGCCCACAUUGCCUGUUUUCAUUUCAUUUAUUUCUGUUCAGCAGCUGUAAGAAUGUGCACGUCAUUUCCAUGGAGAUUAGUAGAUGAGAGACUGUCACACUAGGACACUAAAGCUGGAUCAGUGAUCAUGUGACAGUCAGUAUUUCCUUACACUCCUCUGCAUGCAGAAAAAACAGAAGGAUUUGAGCUGUAGCUGUAGCUUACUUUGAAAUCAAUCCCUCAUGCAAUUACAGCAAAUUGUAAGUAAUCGCCAAUGCCAAGUUUUUUUUCUCACAUUUGUUGUCAUUUAUAUCCUGAUUUUUGUUCUUGAUAAUUUCAGGUGGCUGCAAAAGGAAGGAUGGAGGUUUUAAAUAAUUCUAAAAUAAGAUAUGUUGAAACUAGUAAUACUGAGCAAAAGUUUCUUUUUCCUUUCUCAUUUUGUCUGCACUUUUCUGAGAAACAACACUGUUACAAAUGCAUUGUGAAUCAGCUUGAGCCUUGAGCACUGCCUGACUAUUUCUUGCUGUUCCAUUGAGAACACAACAGGGCUUAUUCCACUUCUAUGUAAGAUAAUACUUUGAUCAGUAUGUAAGAGUUUUACAUCUAUAGUUUAUAACUAGUAAUGGAUUCUGUGGA
Molecule: messenger RNA, 3295 nt
Organism: Larimichthys crocea (large yellow croaker)
Lineage: Eukaryota; Metazoa; Chordata; Actinopteri; Sciaenidae
Product: major intrinsically disordered Notch2-binding receptor 1
Exons: 4
Coding region: 261-2666 (801 amino acids)
Biological process (GO): negative regulation of TOR signaling; negative regulation of cell population proliferation
Cellular component (GO): plasma membrane
Source: RefSeq, a predicted model, not a curated record